AUGAACCUGUGGCUCUUGGCCUGCCUGGUGGCCUGCUUCGUGGGGGCCUGGGUCCCUGCUGUCCGUACCCAAGGCGCCUUUGAGGACUGCUGCCUGGCUUACCACCACAUCACUAAGACAGCCAUGCUUCGACACGCUAAGGGUUACCGACGCCAGGAGGUGAGCGGGAGCUGCAACCUGCCUGCCGUGAUUUUCUUCCUCCCCUGGAGACACAGGGUGGUGUGUGGGAACCCACAGGUCAGGUGGGUGCAGAAUGCCAUGAAGUUUCUGGACUCCCGGAGCAAGAACCCCUCAAAGCUCCAUGACGGCACCCGGAAGCCCCUCCGAGGCUCUCGCUCUGAGGUGAAGAAGUUGGGGCCUGGAACCUCCAGGGUCCUGGUCUCCACGUUUGGCGACCCCAGCGGAAGCAGCAAGAGGCAUGCCUCCUUUCUGAGAGCAGCUACUCAAGGACCGUGA
Orycteropus afer afer is the source of this 456-nucleotide messenger RNA. RefSeq names its product C-C motif chemokine ligand 25 (gene CCL25). NCBI's taxonomy places the organism in Eukaryota, Metazoa, Chordata, Mammalia, Tubulidentata, Orycteropodidae. The record is from RefSeq and is a predicted model, not a curated record. Gene Ontology annotation, biological process: immune response; lymphocyte chemotaxis; cellular response to interleukin-1. The coding region runs from base 1 to 456 and encodes 151 amino acids. Gene Ontology annotation, cellular component: extracellular region. Gene Ontology annotation, molecular function: CCR chemokine receptor binding; chemokine activity. The transcript has 5 exons.